Molecule: messenger RNA, 933 nt
Organism: Hyaloperonospora brassicae
Lineage: Eukaryota; Oomycota; Peronosporomycetes; Peronosporales; Peronosporaceae
Source: the annotation of a GenBank genome assembly
AUGGAGCCUUUGAGCAAUGAGAACGAGGGAGACAGGACACCCGCCUACGCGUUCUUUGGACGCUUGUCGCGCACUGCGUGUCGGUUCAUCGACCGUUGCGACCGCUCGCUCCACCAUACAAACCGGAGCCAGUACCAGCGCAAUGAAGAGCAUCACAGCAAGUGGUUUGUCAUGAACCGCUCGCACAUUCGCGAAUGCCUCGCCGAGCUCUUGGGGACGUUUGUCAUGAUCUGCUUCGGCUUGGGCGUGAACAACCAAGUGAGUCUAUCCAACGAGACCAACGGCACGUGGCUCAGCAUCAAUUUGGCCUGGGGCAUCGGUGUGCUCAUGGCCGUGUACUGCUCGGAAGGUGUCAGCGGCGCCCACUUGAAUCCAGCCGUUUCGCUUACUCAUGCUGUCUAUGGACGUCUGCGAUGGUGGAAGCUGCCGGGCUACUGCUUGUCGCAAUGCAUAGGCGCUUUCAUUGGCGCUGCUGCAAUUUACCUGUUGGAUUACCAGAAAAUCCAACGAGUUGACUCCACCUUGGACACGACGCAGAGCAACUUUGCCACGUACCCGAACGUCGACAUCAACAAUUAUACCGCUUUCUACACGGAAGUGUUGGCUUCGGGAAUGCUGCUGCUAUGCAUUUACGCAAUCACGGACCAGAACAACCGCUCGCCUGGUACGGUGGGCACGCCUUUUGCGUUUGCGCUCAUGAUCAUGGCACUUGGGAUGAGUUUUGGAAUGAACACGGGGUAUGCCAUGAACCCUGCACGUGACUUUGGUCCUCGUCUCUUGACGUACGCGGUGGGAUACGGCUCCAACGUGUGGACGGCCGAUGGCUUUUACUUUUGGAUUCCGAUUGUAGGUCCGCUCGUUGGAGGUGUGAUUGGUGCUGGCUUGUACCGACUUCUGGUCCAGAUGCAGCACCCGUAUGAACAGGAUUCCUAA